CCGCCCCUCCCUCUCUGCGAUUGGCUUUGCGGCCCUGCGUCUCCGCCCACCAGACCUGCGCCUGCGCGAGGGCCAGGGCCGCCCGUCGUACCUGAUGGUAGGAGGUAGUAGCGCCCCCUUCUCUUCCCCGGGCGGGAGAGUUAGAUAGCCACACAAGAAAACGCCAUGAAAGAUACUGAUAUCAAGAGACUACUGUAUACCCAUCUUUUGUGCAUAUUUUCAAUUAUCCUAAGUGUCUUCAUUCCAUCAUUCUUCUUGGAGAACUUCUCAAUAUUGGAAACACACUUGACAUGGUUGUGCAUCUGUUCUGGUUUUGUGACUGCCGUCAAUCUAGUAUUGUAUUUAGUAGUGAAACCAAAUGCAUCCUCUAAAAGAAGUUCAUUAUCACACAAGGUAACCAGAUUUUUGAAAUGCUGUAUCUACUUUCUUAUGUCUUGUUUCACCUUUCAUAUAGUUUUUGUUCUGUAUGGAGCACCACUAAUAGAGUUGGUGUUGGAAACAUUUUUAUUUGCAGUUAUCUUGUCUACUUUUACUACUAUACCUUGUUUAUGUUUGUUAGGACCAAACCUCAAAGCAUGGCUAAGAGUUUUCAGUAGAAAUGGAGUUACAUCCAUUUGGGAGAAUAGUCUCCAGAUCACUACAAUUUCUAGUUUUGCAGGAGCAUGGCUUGGAGCACUUCCUAUUCCACUGGACUGGGAAAGACCAUGGCAGGUAUGGCCCAUCUCCUGUACGCUUGGAGCGACCUUUGGCUACGUGGCUGGCCUUGUUACUUCACCACUCUGGAUAUACUGGAAUAGAAAGCAACUUACGUACAAGAACAAUUAAUUGGAGCAAAGGGAGAAGGUAUUUCUUUGUGCAGAUUCCAUAUGGGCUGUGCAGAAAUGUAUGUGGUCAAAGGCAAGCAGCUCCAUUUACAGCACUGUUUUUUUUAUGUAGUUACAUGAUGUGAUUGUAGCUUUUUAAACUAUGAAACCCCUGAGAGAUUGUACCUUCUAGUUGAAAUAAAGUAUUUAUAAUAGA
Molecule: messenger RNA, 1020 nt
Organism: Lemur catta (Ring-tailed lemur)
Lineage: Eukaryota; Metazoa; Chordata; Mammalia; Primates; Lemuridae
Gene: PIGF
Product: phosphatidylinositol glycan anchor biosynthesis class F
Exons: 6
Coding region: 166-825 (219 amino acids)
Biological process (GO): GPI anchor biosynthetic process
Cellular component (GO): endoplasmic reticulum membrane
Source: RefSeq, a predicted model, not a curated record